Acaulospora morrowiae is the source of this 147-nucleotide messenger RNA. Lineage: Eukaryota; Fungi; Glomeromycota; Glomeromycetes; Diversisporales; Acaulosporaceae. The record is from the annotation of a GenBank genome assembly.
AGACCGAAUCAGAAAAAAAGGCUCGAAUUAUUAUUCUGCAGAAUUAGACUUGGAAGUGAAAUAGACUCAAAAGCGUCAGAUAACGAGCCCGGUAGAGGGAAACGCAAAGAGCAAGGUUGUGAGAAUCACUUUGGAGCACUAGAACCA